CCUCCAUUCCACUGUUUAGUAGAGAUUUUGUGCUUGUUAGGUCUGCUGCUGUGCGCUUGUUCUUCCAAGAUUACCUAAACUGAACCCUAUAUUUCAUUUGUGUGUGGUGUAGUGUGCCGUUUGUUUUUUGUGUGCACCAGUUUUGGAUUUUGUGAAACGAAACGAACAUUCAAUAGAACAACGCAGCCUUGAAGAAUUUUGUAAAUCAGGUUAGCUUUCCGUGCCGAUGAGUUGGAGCUAGAAUAUCAGUCAGCCAUUGUACUCAUACACACGUGAGGUAAGAGAAUUUCCACGUGAUAUUGAUUAACCUCUUCUUAUUUGGGAUCCAUCGGUCUGUGUUCGUUAAGUUUGGCAAAUUUCAUCUGAAUUGUUUGGUCAAUUCAUAGAUUCACUAUUAAAGUUGGGGUGAGAUCAUCUCUACAAAUGUGCUGAAUCGGAUAGUUGGCAUCACUGUGGCAAGGACCACGAUAGUGGGUUUAGUGUUGUUGGAAGGGAAGUGACAAGUUAUGACCUUGGUUGACGGCCUGGCCUGGACAAGGGGUGUCUGCAGUUGGCCACUGGAGAUUGUCUCGAACAAAGCGAGAAAUCCCUUCUUCCUCAGCCUGGAAUCCAGUGCCUUCUCCAGGACUUUACCAUCACCACCACCACUACCACAAUCAGUUCUACCACCUCAACAUACCACCACCACCACCACCUUCACCUUCACCACCCUCCACCCCCCCUUUGACCACCCCUCUCCACCACCCUCCGCGGCCGACACAAGUCGUCAUCAGUUUGUGAGAGCGAGUUGCCGCGUCGCGACCGUCACCAUGCGAUAGUCCUCGAUUCCAACUCAUCCAUCGCUUUUCUGCUUUGCUUCUGCCGCUUUCCCCAGCAUCCCUCAACUGUUUCUUUCCAUCUUCUAUCUUCUCUUCAUCACCUUUUCUCUUUCUAUCCAUCAGUACAUACAGUCAGUGGUGUGGCCGUGAUGAGAUAAGCGCGGAGCCGUCAGUUCCGCCGCCGAUCCCCGCCACCCCUCCUCACCUCUCACUCUCUCUCACUGUCUCUGUGUCUCUCACCUCCUGACCGUCCGUCCGUCCCCGUGUCCCAGCAGCAAGCAUGGCUAUGGUGAACAUGAACAACCUGCUCAACGGCAAGGACUCGAGGUGGCUGCAGCUGGAGGUGUGUCGCGAGUUCCAGCGCAACAAGUGUUCGCGGCCCGACACAGAGUGCAAGUUCGCUCAUCCGCCCGUCAACGUCGAGGUCCAGAACGGACGCGUCACCGCCUGCUACGACAGCAUCAAGGAAGAAUACAGAAAUUGGACACGUUUGGUUAAGAAAAGCGGCGGCCAGUCUAGAUCGGGUCGGUGUAAUCGAGAUAAGCCACCAUGCAAAUACUUCCACCCUCCACAGCACCUGAAGGAUCAACUGCUGAUCAAUGGGCGCAACCAUUUGGCCUUGAAGAACGCCCUCAUGCAGCAGAUGGGUCUGACACCGGGGUCGCCUCUUGUACCUGGUCAAGUUCCUGCAGUGGUUGGCGGCAAGCUGCAGCUCUCCCCUGCCCCCCCAGCACUCACCUUUGGGCAGCCCCCUUUGGGCGUAAUGGCGACGACGCCGUACCUGACAGGCAUGCCGCAAGUGGGCAGCACGUUCAGUCCGUACUUCAGUCCCCCCAUCAUGGGCCCUGCACUGAUGGGUCCCGACCCGGCGGCCUCACUCGGCAUGGUGCAGCAGACUGUUGUCACCCAACAGAAAAUGCCGCGCUCCGAUAGGCUAGAGGUGUGUCGUGAGUACGUGCGUGGCGCGUGCAAGCGUGGCGAAUGCCGGUUCGCGCACCCAGCAGACCCCGCCAAGGCGGCGCCCGAUGGCAGUGUCACCGUCUGCAUGGACGCCGUCAAGGGUAGAUGCUCCCGAGACCCCUGCCGCUAUUUCCACCCACCCAUGCACCUGCAAGCCCAUAUCAAGGCUGCACACUCGUCGAGUGUCGGUGUGGGUGUGGGCUUAGGCCUGACUCCCCCUGCGCCUCCCUCGGUCUCGGCCCCGGCCCCUGCUACUGAGGUUGGCCGCAAGCGUGCUCGGGACCCUACCGAUGACAUACUACUGAUGGACAUGAAAUCCGUCGGUUCUUUCUACUACGAAAAUUUUGCGGCGUUCCCAGGCAUGGUGCCGUACAAGCGAGCAGCAGGCGAUAAGGCGGGAGUGCCGGUGUAUCAGCCCGCGAGUGGAGCAGCGGCAGCCGCUUACCAACAGCUGUUGCAGCCGUUUGUGCCAGUCUCAUGUGAGUACCGGCCUCAUCAUCCUCCUCCGCCGCCACUCACCAGCCACAGCCACGGCCCCACUGCCGCCUCCGCCUCCGCCUUCACUGGCCUGCCUCUCAACAAGCAGCCGGCAGCAGCAGUAGCCGCCCCCCCUCCCAACUACCUGGCCUUGGCCCAGCACUAUGCUGCUCUCGCCGCCUUCCGCUCCUACAAUCCUGCCGCCCCCGCCCCUGCUCCUGCCCCAACCCCUGCUGCCGCUGCUGCAGCUACCACCCCUUCCCUCAUUACCGAUCUCCUCGCCGUGGCUGUCAACAACAACAACCACCAGAACAUCAACAACAACAAUAAUGACGAAGACUUGCAACCUUUCAAAAAAAUGAAAACGACUUGAGCGUAGAACUUCUGUGAUGUUUGAUAUGUGUUGUCGUAGAUUAUUACUAUUAUCAUUAUCAUAUUGCGUUAUUAUCUAUCGAUGUCGUUUGUGUGUCUAGUGCUGUUCCUAUAUUAUUAUUAUGAUUAUCAUUAUUAUUCUGCUCUAAUAAUGAUUGGGCGGAUGCCCACCUUCUGAUGAUGAUGAUGAUGAUGAGUGACCGGCUGGCGGGCUGCCGUGUCUUAUUCCAAACAGACUACUACUACUACUAUACUACUAGGCAUACUUGUUGUUGUUUUAUAUUCUUUAUGUUCUCAUACUUCCUGUUUUGUAAUUUUACAAACAAAUCUUGCAUUUUGCUUUUCUCUUAUGUAUGUUGGUUCGUUCUUUUAGGAUUCAGUUUGCGACUCCACUGUUUGUAGAUUAUCUUUAUUAUUACUAUAUUAUCGCUUUUUGGCACCAAUCGUCUUUCAAAAUCAAAGCUUCGCAACAUUUAAUUAUUUUUGAUUGUGUAAAUAUUGGGUUGACGAGGUUCUUUUGGCAUGGUUGUUGCAUUUUAAUAUCCUUUGCCUUCAGUGUCUGCCACCCUAAAUUAUUAGGUUACUGUUUUGGCACCUAUGCUUUUGGGAUUUGGUGACAUAUACUACUUUCAUUUUGUUAACGAUUAAUCCGGUGAGGAAUUGGCACUAUAUUUCAAAUUGGCAACUUUUAGAAUUUAAAUGUGUCAGUGUUAUUAUUGUAGUUAUUAUUCAAUUUUUAUAGUGCACUUGUUGUUUAAAUACAUUAAUGAAUUUUUGAUGCAGAUUUGCUAUAUACCGUAUAAUAUGUUAUCCACGUGUCUAAUGGAUCUAUUCAAGUAGUUGAAGAUAAGUAUUGGAACAAUCUGUUGAAUUUUCAGCAAUUAGGCCUACUAUUUGUCAACAUUACUGUUAGCUUAUCAGAGUAAGUUCUUGGUAAUGAAAUGAAACUCGCUUUCUGAUCUUGUUGAACUGGUGAUGGAUAUUGACUCUUCUAGUUAGAAACGUAGUUGAAUAUCUCCAACUUGAUGCAUACUUUGUGUUAUAACUUAUAUUGUUAUUCAGAUAAACUUUUCUUGUGUAAUGGUCACUCACUUGAUAGUAAUUUCACUGUUAUGUUGCUAUAGAUAUAGUGAUAUUUUUAAACCCACAUCAAAUAGGUAAUGCAUCUAGCAACACAUAAUUGUUUAUCACAAAAAACUAUUAUCCAAUAGAUUAAUAACACUAUAUUAGUGGCAAAUUUAUGUUUAAUGGCUCGAAAUUAUCCAAUUAGUAUCUCUAGAAUGACGAUUAAAAAAUUCAAAGAGCAUAACAAAUUAUUAAUUUUAUAUUCUCAGCUUUAUUACUAUUAAGAUUUAAUACAGAACUCUUAAAUGUUUUGUGAUAUUGAAAUGUCAUUUUUAAACUCAACUAAUCUUUAUUCACUAUUAUAUUGCUUUAUUUGUUGUUUGGCUGAAGGUUCUAGCUGUUGCCUAUUUGACUUGCCAGAUUCCUAAUAUUUGACUAAAAGAACGGACCUAACAAUCCACUUUGACAAGUGCCUUCUCAUUAAGAUCCACUAGCAUGCAUAGGUUGCUUUCAGUAAUCAUUAUUAAGUGUUUGAAACCGGUUCAGGAAAUGAACAUAUUAUAAAUAACUGAGUCAUUUUAAGUCACACUGAUUCUAUCGAAAGCGAACAUUUAACCAACUUGUGAUGACUGAACUAUGAACUAUUUAAACAAAGUCAAACGCAUAUUCGAUUCAAAUUCAGUAGUUUCAGAAAUUUGAAUAAGUGUAUCUACGUAAUAAGUGAUGUGAAAAAGCCUAUUCAAAACUAACACUUUAUCCUUUUUGUGAUGUUAUUUAAUAAUUUAUACUAGUGAUAUUAAAAUGUAUAAAAUUCGAUCGAUUGAGUUAAUAUUCCAGCAAUUUUAUCGAUUGCGGAAUAGUUGUGAAUGCAGUAUAGUCGGCUUUAUUAUUGAUAUGAUUACCAUUUAUAUACACUAUUCGAGUGCGUAUAAAGUAAAAAAGUAUUGAUGUCCAUUAAUGGACAUACUUGUAUAUAUAAGUUAUAUACAUGUUUUCAUAAUUGACUAUUUAUCUGCAUAGCAGAUGCAAACAAUUAGUGUUUUAGUCACCUACCUACCGUACAGUAAAGUAGUGGGCGUUAAAACGCUCUUCGAAUUUCUAGGGAACCGAUCAGUACGUAGGAAUAGCUGUAGGAACCGAAAAAGGACAAGCCACUUGGACACUUGCCUCUUGCCUCCAAUGUUAUUAUUAUUGUUUCAAUCUUUUAUUGUUUAUCUAUGUGUGUUUGUAAAUAAUAUAUGUUUGGUCGGCUGGAUUUGAUCUGGCCAGAGUAAAGUAGCUUUAAAAUGGUUGCGAUCCGGGGCUCUCUCCACAAUGGCUUCUCCAUUUUCGGUUCUGUCAGAUCACUAUUGCUUGUAAUGUAAUAAACCCAGUAUUAUGUAUUAAUAAUAUUAAUGCUAUCAAGUAAAUGAAAUGCAUGAACUUAUCGGUUUCAAUUAAU
Molecule: messenger RNA, 5133 nt
Organism: Nilaparvata lugens (brown planthopper)
Lineage: Eukaryota; Metazoa; Arthropoda; Insecta; Hemiptera; Delphacidae
Gene: mbl
Product: muscleblind-like protein 1
Exons: 14
Coding region: 1099-2628 (509 amino acids)
Molecular function (GO): metal ion binding
Source: RefSeq, a predicted model, not a curated record